Messenger RNA from Larimichthys crocea (large yellow croaker), 4576 nucleotides. RefSeq names its product phospholipase C beta 1 (gene plcb1). Bases 224 to 3709 code for a protein of 1161 amino acids. Gene Ontology annotation, cellular component: nuclear speck; cytoplasm. The transcript has 32 exons. The record is from RefSeq and is a predicted model, not a curated record. Gene Ontology annotation, molecular function: phosphatidylinositol-4,5-bisphosphate phospholipase C activity; calmodulin binding; calcium ion binding. NCBI's taxonomy places the organism in Eukaryota, Metazoa, Chordata, Actinopteri, Sciaenidae. Gene Ontology annotation, biological process: memory; lipid catabolic process; phosphatidylinositol metabolic process.
AAGGCUGAAAUUAAAAAAGAGUGAUCAGUGAGAAAGAGAAGACGAGGAGGAGGAGGAGAGGAUGCCGCCGCUGCCGCUGAGCGUCUCUGUCUGACUUCUGAAGGAGUUUGGGCUCGGACAUGACAUGAGAUGCAGCAUCCAAGUGUCUGAGUCUCAGCAUCUCUAGUUUGUUUGUGUGUGUGUGAAAGAAAGAGAGAGAGUGUGUUAAUGUGUGUGUGAAGCCAUGGCGAGCGCUCAGCCGGGGGUCCAUGCACUGAAACUCCAGCCUCCCGCCGUCUCACACACACUGAGGAACGGAAGCAACUUCAUUAAAUGGGACGAGGAUCUGUCCACCGUGACUCCAGUGACUCUGCAUGUGGAUGCUCAUGGAUUUUACCUCUACUGGACGGACCAAAACAAGGAGACAGAACUGUUGGACCUGACGCUCGUAAAAGAUGUCAGAACGGGAAGAAGCACCAAAACACCCAAGGAGGCCAAGCUGCGGGAGCUGCUCGACGUGGGGAACCUGGUUGGCCGGCUCGAGAACCGCAUGGUUACCGUGGUUACGGCUUCGGACCUCGUGAACGUCAACCAGCUCAACUUCAUCGCUUCGCAGGAGGACGAGGCGAAGGUGUGGUGUGAGGAACUGUUUUCUCUGUCUUCCAACCUGCUGAGCCACAAUCUCAACAGAGACCACAGUCUGUUGAAGGCGUACGUUAAGUUAACUCUCCAGCCCAACGCAGAGGGGAGAAUCCCUGUCAAGAACAUCGUUCGACUGUUUUCCUCGGACAGAAAGAGAGUGGAGAAUGCCCUGGAGAACUGCAGGCUGCCCUACAGUCGGGGUGACAGCAUCAAACUGGAAGACUUCACACUUGAGGUUUACAAGAGCUUUUUGGACAGUCUGUGUCCUCGUCCUGAGCUCUGCAACAUCUUCAAACAGGAAGGAGCCGAUAACGGGGCGCUGUCAGUCGACCAGAUGACAGAGUUCAUCAACAACAAGCAGAGAGACCCGAGGCUGAACGAAAUCCUCUACCCGCCUCUUCGUCCUGCGCAGACGAACGCCCUGAUGGAGAGGUACCAACACGACCAGGCACAGCUGAAGCAAGGCGUCAUCUCUCUGCAGGCAUUCUCCAGUUAUCUGUCCAGCGAUGAGAACGGCGUCAUCCCGCCAGAGAAACUGGACCAGUCUGAAGACAUGAACUUCCCCCUGUCCCACUACUUCAUCAACUCGUCACAUAAUACAUACCUGACAGCGGGCCAGCUGGCGGGGAGCUCCUCAGUUGAGAUGUACCGGCAGGUUCUUUUGGCCGGAUGCCGCUGUGUGGAAUUAGACGUGUGGAAAGGACGAACCGCAGAGGAGGAACCCGUCAUCACGCACGGCUUCACCAUGACAUCAGAGAUCUCUUUUAAGGAGGUGAUUGAAGCCAUCGCAGAGUGCGCCUUCAAGACGUCACCUUUCCCCGUCAUACUCUCCUUCGAAAACCACGUCGACUCUUUGAAGCAGCAGGCUAAAAUGGCUGAAUAUUGUCAGUCUAUUUUUGGAGAAGCUCUGUUGAUUGACCCUCUGGACAAAUACCCUCUGGAGUCCGGCGUCCCCCUGCCCAGCCCUCAGGAGCUGAUGGGCAAAAUCCUCAUCAAGAACAAGAAAUCCCACAAACCCUCAAACAACACAGACACCAAGAGACUGACGGACCAACCUGCCAAUCAGAGCAACGAUCCAGUGUCUCCUAGCAACAACACGGGAGAGCUGGAGGCUGAGAGUGAGGAAGAUGAUGAUGAUGAAGAUGAUGAUGGUAAAAAGGGCUCAGCAGAGCGUGAAGCCGUGGCUACAGAGGAGAUGUCGACUCUGGUCAACUACGUCCAGCCGACCAAGUUCAACUCCUUCGAAGCCUCCAAGAAGACAGCUCGCUGUUACCACAUGUCGUCUUUCGUGGAGACCAAAGCUUUGGAGCACCUCACAAAGUCACCAGUGGAGUUUGUGGAAUAUAAUAAAUCCCAGCUGAGUCGUAUCUAUCCGAAAGGAACCCGAGUCGACUCGUCCAACUUCAUGCCUCAGCUCUUCUGGAACGCCGGCUGUCAGCUGGUGGCUCUCAACUACCAAACUAUAGAUUUGUCCAUGCAGCUGAAUCUCUUCAUGUUCGAGUACAACGGUCGAAGCGGCUACAGACUGAAGCCGGAGUUCAUGAGACGGCCGGACAAACACUUUGACCCCUUCACAGAAAACACAGUGGACGGCAUCGUGGCCAACACUCUCUGUGUGAAGGUGAUUUCAGGCCAGUUUCUGACUGAGCGGCGGGUGGGUGUUUAUGUGGAGGUGGAGAUGUUUGGACUUCCUGCAGACACCAGAAGGAAAGCCCUGAAGACCAAAACCUCCCAGAACAACAACGCCAUCAACCCAGUGUGGGACGAAGAGCCGAUCGUCUUCAAAAAGGUGAUUCUUCCCACGCUGGCCUCGCUGAGAAUCGCUGCGUUUGAAGAAGGAGGGAAGUUCAUCGGUCAUCGGAUUAUUCCAGUCUCAGCCAUCAGACCAGGUUAUCGUUACAUUGGAUUGAGGAAUGAGAAAAACCAGUCUCUGAUUCUCCCGGCUGUGUUUGUCUACAUCGUGGUCAAAGAUUACGUCCCAGACACCUUCGCAGAUGUGAUUGAGGCUUUGUCCAACCCCAUUCGAUAUGUCAACCUCCUGGAGCAGAGGUCCAAACAGCUGGCGGCUCUGACGCUGGACGACGUGGAGGAGGAAACGCAGCCCGAGGACGAGGUGGAGACGUCUGCAGAGCGAAAGAACGACUUGAAAUCAGCUCCACUGGAGAACGGACUCAGCCCCGCCUCUGGACCUGUAGGCCACACCCCCGUCGCCACAACGCCCAAAGCCUCCGCGGCCAAUCAGCAAGCAGCUACGACAGAUGCAGCCAAACCAGCAGCAAAGACUGAAGAUCUGGUGUUAAGUGUUUUGAUAGAUGUCCCCAUGUGCACCAUCGAGAGUCUGCAGCAGUCAAAGGUUUACCAGAAGGAGCAGAGACGUCAGUUUAAAGAGCUGAAGGAGUUAGUGAGGAGGCACCAGAAGAAGACCUCCGAGCUCCUCCGAGAGUUCAACAACAAGUACAAGAAGACGGCCCGACAGUGCAGCAAGAGCAGAGCUUCGUGCUCGGACAGCGAGAAAGACGAACGCCUCCAGCAGCUGAGAGACGAGCAGCAGCAGCAGCUUCUGGCUCUGCGGCAGGAACAGUACUACAGUCAGAAGUAUCUACAGAGAGAGCACAUUAAAAUGCUGACAGAGCGACUGAGCAGUCUGGCUGAGGAGAGUCACAACGCCCAGAUGAAGAAACUCAAAGACAUCUGUGACAAAGAGAAAAAAGAGCUGAAGAGGCAGAUGGAUCGAAGGAGAACGGAGAAGAUCAACCAAGCGAAGACCAAAGAGAAACAUCUGGCCGAAGAGGAGAAGAUCGAGAUCAAUAAGUCCUACGUCAAUGAAGUCGUCCAGAACAUAAAGCGGCUUGAGGAGACUCAGGCGAAGCGCCAUGAUCAGCUGGUGGAGCAGCACAAUGAGCUCCUGCAGGAGAUACAAGACCAGAAACCAAAGCUGCAAGGGGCCGUGGAGGCCGAUUUCCAGGAGCGGUUCCAGUGUUUGCCCGGAGAGAUCGAAGACUUCCUGCAGGACAGGAAGGCAGAGGUGAGAGGUCAGAGCAAGUCCCGACCAUCGACGCCACACGAGACUCUGUCGGAGGAAGACUGAAGACCGAAGACCGAGAUACGAGGAAGUAAGAAAGACAUCCGAGGGGAAGCACUGACGAGGAUUAAUGAAGACUGUUAAUUUGUUUUUAAUGGGAGAAUGCUUUAAUGAUUUAUUUUUUGACUCAUGAUUCAAGCAUGCACUUUGCUGUCCUUCAGCCCAUUUUGUCUUUUGUUUCUGUCAUCUCUUAUUUUGACAGACAACUGAAAGCCAACAGUUUGUACUGCAUGACAACUCUAUCUAUCUAUCUAUCUAUCUAUCUAUCUAUCUAUCUAUCUAUCUAUCUAUCUAUCUAUCUAUCUAUCUAUCUAUCUAUCUAUCUACAUGGAGAGACGUUACACAGUGGUACACACAGUAUCACUGCCGGCACCUCCACCUUCAUCGUCGUUAGCGAUGCCCUUUCUUCUUAUUUGCACUCAUUCUCAGAAACUUCCCGGUCUGAUCUGCUGGAAGAAGCAGCUGGAGGUUAAUCGCUUUGCUCAAGGGCACUUCAGUGCUUCAGUGGUUGGUAAAUGAUGCUCCUCUUUCACCUCCUCCUACAACACCACCACAUCUCAUGUUCAUCUAAGUAAAGAACGUAGAAUUAGAAAUAAUGUCGCUUGCCAGGAUGACAAAUAACACACACACAGUUUUUCAAUGCAUCUAAUGUUUUUUUUGUACCUAAUUGUUCAUCUAGAAGCUGACAGUCGUCCAUAUAACAUGUAACAGGCUGUAUGUAAGUGUGUUGACACGCUUCAGAUCAGUGAAUGUACGGAGACAAAAGAGAGCCAAGAGUUUUGAGAACUGAAAAACGAAAAUUUCGAUCUUGAACUUGAAAAAUCUUGAAAAAUAAAAAUAAGCGUAAGAAGUUUCUGUGAGUUUGAUUCAAUU